Vigna umbellata (rice bean) is the source of this 428-nucleotide messenger RNA. RefSeq names its product early nodulin-93-like. Lineage: Eukaryota; Viridiplantae; Streptophyta; Magnoliopsida; Fabales; Fabaceae. The record is from RefSeq and is a predicted model, not a curated record.
UACUAAUUCCUUUCUUCUUUCACUCUUUCGAUAUGGCCAAAGGAAAUUCUCCUCUCGUCAGACCUACCUUCGCCGAGCGAUGUUCUGAUGAGAGUGUGUUAGCCGGAGCAAAGGCAGCAGUUGUUGCAUGUGUUGCCACCGCCAUUCCAACUUUGGCUAGUGUGAGGAUGCUGCCAUGGGCAAAAGCCAAUCUCAAUCACACAGCUCAAGCUCUCAUAAUCUCCACAGCGACGGCAGCGGCAUAUUUCAUAGUAGCUGACAAGACAGUUUUAGCAACGGCAAGAAAGAACUCCUUCAACAAACCCUCCCAUUCUCAACCAUGAAAUGUAUUCCAUUUUGGUAACAUUAUCCAAAUGUGAACCCAAUUGCACUUAUUUCUCCUAAUAAAGACUUUUAAAUGUUCAUAUACCUUUUUCCUCACUAAGAAU